Messenger RNA from Leptosia nina, 780 nucleotides. The record is from the annotation of a GenBank genome assembly. Lineage: Eukaryota; Metazoa; Arthropoda; Insecta; Lepidoptera; Pieridae.
AUGUUUUUGUACUUAGCUAUUCUUACUGUUUUGGUCGCUAGUGGACGAGGACACGAGAAUUCUGCCGUAGAAAAAUUAAUUGGGGGCACAAUAGCAGCUGAGGGUGAAUUUCCAUAUCUCGUUUCUCUCAGGGUGAUAAGUAGUAAGAAUGUACUGGAACAUUUUUGUGGGGGGGCCAUUUUGUCACAGAUUUGGGUGCUGACGGCAGCGCACUGUACAACUAGCUAUAAGAUGGAAAAACUCGUGGUUGUUGUCGGAACGAAUCAACUCUGGAGCGAUGGCCUCCAUUACCGAGUAUCUAAAAUCAUCAGGCAUGAGAAUUAUGACCCCGAUAGAAUACAAAAUGAUGUAGCGCUGCUGAAAUUGAACCAGCCCAUCAAGAAUGUCAGAAAAGUUGCUAGUAUACCCCUGACCACUGAGUACACGCCGGCUGGAGUCGAUUUAGUGGUAGCAGGAUGGGGAAAUAACAACACGAAAGGCAACAACAAAAGACAAAAUACCCAAUUAAAAAAAGUGACAGUCAAAUCUAUUAACAAUGACGAGUGCAAAAGGGACCUGGGAAAAAUGACCUAUAAAACUCCAGUUACUAAAAAGAAUAUAUGCACAUUCAAAGCUGACAGUCAAGCAACUUGUUAUGGCGACUCCGGGGGCCCGCUAGUUGGCAAAGGGAAACUGGUAGGGAUAACUUCGUGGGCAAACACAUGUGGUCGGGGAAAACCAGAUGUGUUCGCGCGAGUUUCCGAAUUUGCGGAAUGGAUACAGAAGAAAAUGAAACAAUGA